AUGGUGGAACUCACGAAUGAGGGAUCGUCUACUGGAAUUGAUACAAACAGUCACCUCUACAUUCAUCCAUCUGAUAGUCCUGGUGUGGUACUUGUACCUGUCCCUUUUGAUGGAACUGGUUUUCAUUCCUGGCGAAGAAGUGUCCUCAAAUCUUUGUCUGUGAAAAACAAAUUGAUUUUCAUCAACGGUGAAUGCAAACGCCCACCUAAAACUGAUCCAACUUAUCGCCAAUGGGUGAGAUGCGACGAUAUGGUCACGUCGUGGAUUCUUAAUUCACUGGGUAGAGAAGUUGCGGAUAGUGUCGAAUAUGUGGGUGAUGCUUUGGAAUUAUGGACAGAGCUAGAAGAUCGCUACGAUCAAACAAAUGGAGCACAGCUGUACCAAACUCAGAAAGAGAUCAACGAUCUUAGUCAAGGUAUUCUCGAUAUCACCACAUACUACACUAGAAUGAAGAAACUCUGGGAAGAACUUAACAGUUUAUGCAUUACCAGUCAGUGCAAUUGUGUUUGUAUUUGUGGAGCUAAAACUAAUCUUCAAAAGGCAGAGCAGGAUAGGCGCCUAAUUCAGUUUCUUAUGGGGUUAAAUGAAGUCUAUACCAUAAUCAGGGGUAGUAUUUUAAUGAUGAACCCAUUGCCUUCUAUGGCACAAGCCUUUGCAUUGUUGGUUCAAGAAGAAAAACAAAGAGAGUUCAAGCCAAAUAAUCAAUUGUUUGUUGAAGGAAGUUCAUUAGUUGCUGGGUCCUCAAGUUCCUCAAAUUCAUCAGGAGGAAGGAAUUUUACAACAAACUACUCUUCUUCCAACAUCACCAACAAUGCACCUAGGGGUAGACCUUACUGUGAUUACUGCAGAAGGCCGGGUCAUACCAGGGUUAAGUGUUACAAGUUACAUGGAUAUCCUCCUGGUCUAACUACCAACAAUCCCAGACCUACUAAUCAUGAUCCACAACACCAAAACCAAAGAUACAACAACCAGAACUCAAGUCAUAGGAAUAACAAGGGUAAGGGUAUAGCAGCUAAUUCUGUCAGUUUGUCUUGUGAUAUCCCUGGAAAUCAGGAUGGAUCCUCAGAGUCUCAUUUCAAUGACCAAGGAAACAACAACAUCAACCUCACCAGAGAGCAGUAUGAACAGGUUGCUCAUUUGCGGCAACAAUUCAAAGAAUUCAGCCCCAUGGAGGAUCAAAAUGCUAUGCACAUGACAAGUGGAGCUGUGAACUUUGCAGGUACUCUUACUUGUUCUACUUCCAUUGACUUUGACAAACUUUCUUGUGAAUGCUUCAAAACAAGAACUGAUCUAUGGAUAUUAGACUCAGGUGCCUCUCACCAUAUGACUUUUGACAGAAAUCUCCUUGUGAACCUGAUAACCUUACCCUAUCCUCUCUUGGUCAGACUACCUAAUGGAUAUAGAGUUAAGAUUACAGAGAUAGGUAGUGUGUGUCUAACUUCCGAGAUCACUUUGUACAAAGCCCCUUCACUGAAGAGGCCUCUGGAGAUUGGAUCAUCUGAUUACUCUUAUUACCACCAUCCCUCCACACCUGUAGAAAGUGAUCCAGGUCCUGUAAACAACACUAAUCAACCUCUGUCACCAACACUUUCUACUCCAACUACUUCUCCAAUUGGUCCUUCUAAUCCCACCAUGUCAUCCACUCUACCUCAUACUUCCAUACCUAUUUGCCACCCUACAAGACCUGCCCUUAGAAGGUCUCAUAGGAUACAUAAAGUACCUCCUUACUUGUCUGAUUAUGUCCAUCGAACACAUCUAGUUAUUUCCUCCCAACCUCCUACAUCCCUCAAUGCUCAUUUUUCCCUUAACUACCACAUAUCACCUGCUGCUCUAAAUCCUGAAAGUCAGUCUCUUGUAAUGAAUGUUUCUCAUGAUUGUGAGCCUAGUUCAUAUGAUGAGGCAACUACAGACCCUGCUUGGCAAACAGCUAUGACACAGGAAUUCAAUGCAUUACAUGACAACAAUACAUGGACCCUCACAACCUUACCAAUUGAUAAGAAGGCCAUUGGGUGUAAGUGGGUUUACCAAAUCAAACACAAGGAAGAUGGGAGUGUAGAGAGAUAUAAGGCCAGAUUGGUAGUGAAAGGAUAUACUCAACAUCAUGGUAUAGAUUACACAGAAAUUUUCUCACCUGUUGUUAAAAUGACAAUUGUAAGGACACUCAUUGCCACUGCAGCAAAGAAACAAUGGAAUAUAUAUCAACUUGAUGUUAAUAAUGCCUUUCUCCAUGGAGAUUUGCAUGAAGAAGUGUACAUGGAUAUACCUCCUGGUUUGUCUGUUCCUACCACAGGCAUGGUCUGUAAACUCAACAAGUCACUGUAUGGUUUGAAACAAGCUAGUAGACAGUGGUAUGAAAAACUAACUGAAGCUUUAAACACAAGAGGGUACACUCAUUCUCUCCAUGACUACUCCCUAUUUUACAGAAAAAAAGGCACAUCUACUGUGUUUCUUGGUGUGUAUGUUGAUGAUAUUUUGCUCACAGGAACAGAUAUUGAUGAGAUAACUGAGCUCAAGAAGUUCCUUCAUCAUCAGUUUAAGAUCAAAGACCUAGGCAGAUUACACUAUUUUUUGGGUUUGGAAAUUUUAUACAAGGAUGAUGGGAUUCUUAUUUCCCAGAGGAAGUUUGUACAGGAUCUCCUCAAAGAAUUCAGUUGUGAUCACUCCACUCCCUUGUCUUCUCCCCUUGAUCCUAAUGUUAAGCUGCGAGCACAUGAGGGAAAGGCACUAGAUGACCCCACUCAAUACAGAAAACUGAUUUCAGGGUAUCUGCCUAUUGUGAUUCUGAUUGGGCUGCCUGCCCUGAUUCGCGAAAGUCUGUCACUGGUUACAAUGUGUUGUUGGGUGAUAGUCCUAUUAGUUGGAAGUCCAAGAAGCAAGAAACAAUUAGCAGAAUACAGGUCCUUAAGGAAAGUUGUAGGAGAAUUGGUCUGGUUGCAAAGGCUAUUUGAGAAAUUGACUAUACCUAGCCUUGGCCCCUUUCAUGUUCACUGUGAUAGCCAAGCAGCUAUUCAUAUUGCCAAGAACCCCGUCUUCCAUGAGCGCACCAAGCACAUUGAAGUGGAUUGCCAUUUUGUAAGAACCAAGCUUCAAGAAGGCCUUAUAACAUUGCAUCAUAUUGGCACUGCUGCUCAGUUAGCAGACAUACUCACGAAGGCCCUCACUGGCAUCAAGCACUGCACUUUAUUGGACAAGUUGGCUAUGUCUAUUCCGCCUCCAACUUGA
Molecule: messenger RNA, 3222 nt
Organism: Solanum stenotomum
Lineage: Eukaryota; Viridiplantae; Streptophyta; Magnoliopsida; Solanales; Solanaceae
Exons: 4
Coding region: 1-3222 (1073 amino acids)
Source: RefSeq, a predicted model, not a curated record